AUGUCUGUCCCCGCUACCCCUCCCAUUGCUCAUUACCCUUCCCCCGGCGAGACCUCUCUCUGCCAGCAACCACGUCUCCCUUCCGUUGUCAGCCCGUCCGCUCUAUAUCAGACUACUCGCACUUCCAAUGCCCCCCUCUCGGAGCCUCCAUCCUACCUGUCGCCUGCGGUGCGCGCACUCAAACAAGGCUGUCUUGGACUAACACCUCCCAGCAAUGCACGCACACGCGCCCCCUUCAAGCCCCGCUCGGCCGCCAAGGGCACGAGCAGUUAUCAGCUACGACAGUUCGCCGAAGCCACCCUUGGUAGUGGUAGCUUACGCAAAGCUGUGAAGCUGCCUGAAGGCGAAGAUCAGAAUGAAUGGCUCGCUGUCAAUAUUGUCGACUUCUACAAUCAGAUCAACCUUCUGUACGGCUCAAUAACUGAAUUUUGCUCACCGCAGACAUGUCCCGAGAUGAAGGCUACAGAUGAGUAUGAUACUUCCUCGGCAGGUGGUUGA
Messenger RNA from Penicillium robsamsonii, 498 nucleotides. RefSeq lists its product as uncharacterized. The record is from RefSeq and is a predicted model, not a curated record. Gene Ontology annotation, cellular component: nucleus; cytoplasm. The transcript has 2 exons. Gene Ontology annotation, molecular function: protein kinase activator activity. The coding region runs from base 1 to 498 and encodes 165 amino acids. Lineage: Eukaryota; Fungi; Ascomycota; Eurotiomycetes; Eurotiales; Aspergillaceae. Gene Ontology annotation, biological process: cell division; positive regulation of protein phosphorylation; signal transduction.